GCCAGUGACCGAUACGUUCAUCAUCAACCCCGAGCCUUCGUCGGGUAUCCGUCAAUGUCCUCGAAGUGCGCAUACCGAGAACCGCCACUUGCAUGCGUUGCGUCCAUCAAUGUCGGUGUCGGGGCGUCAUCCUCUGACCGCCAUCAGGGCAAGAAUGUGAUGACCGCCCAAGGUAGUAGAGACAGUUGUCCUCCCCCUGCCGGAUUCGCAACAGGGCUCGUGCGCAUUGACAGUGAUCGUCUUCCGAUGUCUAACCAGACAACGACGACGCAGGCCGACGUGAGGGACGACACCGGUUGUAAAUCACCAUUGUGUCACCGAGCUGGCAUGGAGAACAUCACUCGUGGAGUGUCUAACAUGUGGGCACACAAUGAUGGUGGCAUUGGUGAUGCGGCAUACCGCGAUGACGACAACGAUGGAGACACGAAGGACAUCGAAGUAGGGGAUGACGAUGGGAACAUCGAUAUUUGGUCGUUGGGAAAGAGGGCAGGGAGGGCAAAAGGGCGAGGGAGAGGCGGUGGUCGAGGUCGAUCCGGUGGCCGGGGUGGCAGAGGCGGCGCAUCCAAGGACGGUGCCAAAUCGGCAACGUAUAGGACAACGAAGGAGCAAAUGCUCCUCGUCAGAUGCAAGCGGGAGCAAGACAUGCACAUGGCUGGGAUGGGCCACAAUUACGGUCGGAUGCGAACGAGGGACUGGAAGUGGGAGGACAUAGCAAAACAGCUGGCCGCGUUGGGGACGGUGAAAGACGCCAACGAUUGCUUCCGGAAAUGGGACAAUCUCUUCCAUAACUACAAUAGUCAAACUGCCAAAUGAACCCCACCCAUCUUCCCACGGUGGAGUCUAUAGGCUUGUAAUUUUUUAGAGCCCCUGCGACGUUUGUCGGAUCUAUUCUUAAGAUGAACCUC
Molecule: messenger RNA, 905 nt
Organism: Chara braunii
Lineage: Eukaryota; Viridiplantae; Streptophyta; Charophyceae; Charales; Characeae
Source: the annotation of a GenBank genome assembly